AUGCUGCUUUCACGUAUCGCCUCAAACUCCGGCCCUUCCUUUGCUCGUUCCAUGUCUAACCAAGUCGUCAUCGUCGCUGCUUCUCGUACCCCUGUCGGUUCCUUAAAUGGUUCCCUCAAAUCGUUUACCGCGCCUCAGCUCGGAACAUUCGCUCUCAAGCAUGCUCUUAGUUCCAAGAACAUCGAUCCUGCCUUUGUCGAGGAGGUGUACUUUGGCAAUGUCGUCCAAGCUGGUGUUGGCCAGUCACCCGCACGCCAAGUCGCUCUCGCUUCAGGCUUGAAGUCUACUUCCGAUGCUACCACCAUCAACAAGGUAUGCGCAAGCGGUAUGAAGUCUAUCAUACUCGCUGCCCAGAGCAUCAAACUCGGCGACAAUUCCGUCGUCGCUGCCGGUGGAAUGGAAAGCAUGAGCAACGCUCCCUUCCUCUUGCCCCGACAAAACCCUGCAUUCGGCAAGUUCACUGCGCGCGAUUCACUUGAAAAUGACGGCCUCUGGGAUGUCUACAACAAUUUUGCGAUGGGUAAUUGCGGUGAAGUGGCUGCCGAGAAGCAUGGUAUUUCGCGUCAGUCUCUUGAUGAACAUGCCAUCGAGUCGUACAAGCGUGCUGCCCGCGCUUGGAAAGAGGGCGCCUUUGAUGCUGAAAUCGUUCCAAUCACCGUCAAGGGGAAGAAGGGUGACACCAUCGUCAGGGAGGAUGAGGAAUACAGCAGAGUCAUCUUUGACAAAGUUCCUACUCUCAAAUCUGCUUUCAAGCAAGGUGGUGUGAUCACUGCCGCCAACUCGUCUCCUCUCAGCGAUGGUGCAUCGGCAUUAGUGUUGAUGUCGGCUGAAAAGGCAAAGGAGCUUGGCGUAACACCUCUGGCCAAGGUCAUCUCAUGGGCGGACGCCGGUGUCGAUCCGAUCGACUUCCCUGAGGCUCCUACCGUUGCCCUCCCAAAAGCAUUAGAAAAAGCUAAUCUGACACUCGACGACAUAUCACUGUUUGAGCUCAACGAAGCCUUUUCUGUGGUUGUCCGCAUCGCAGAAAAGACCUUCAACCUUGACCCCGCAAAGAUCAAUGUUAACGGUGGAGCUGUUGCUCUUGGUCAUGCCAUCGGAAACUCUGGUUCGCGUAUCGUUAUUUCGCUCGUUCACGCCCUCAAGUCUGGCCAAUACGGUGCCGCGGGUAUUUGCAAUGGGGGUGGAGCCGCAUCAGCAAUCGUCGUACAAAAGUUGUAA
Laccaria bicolor S238N-H82 is the source of this 1218-nucleotide messenger RNA. It is a transcript of the gene THIK-5, whose product is annotated as 3-ketoacyl-CoA-thiolase, peroxisomal. Gene Ontology annotation, molecular function: acetyl-CoA C-acetyltransferase activity. The transcript has 6 exons. The record is from RefSeq and is a predicted model, not a curated record. Lineage: Eukaryota; Fungi; Basidiomycota; Agaricomycetes; Agaricales; Hydnangiaceae. The coding region runs from base 1 to 1218 and encodes 405 amino acids. Gene Ontology annotation, biological process: fatty acid beta-oxidation.